Molecule: messenger RNA, 4381 nt
Organism: Microplitis demolitor
Lineage: Eukaryota; Metazoa; Arthropoda; Insecta; Hymenoptera; Braconidae
Product: probable WRKY transcription factor protein 1
Exons: 7
Coding region: 569-3037 (822 amino acids)
Source: RefSeq, a predicted model, not a curated record
CGGCCAUUGCUAGUGGCCGCCAUGUUUUUCACCAAGUGGGGUGUUUAGAAGGCCGGGGUGAAAAAAUCAUCUCUCAGGAUAUGCAGCGUCAAAAUGGGAAGGAGAUAUAAUUUUUCCUUCACUAAGACAUGCCAUCCUAUCAAAGACAACGGAACCUCCACCCAGGUACCACAAACGGAACUACAGUAACUUGAUAAAUAAAACAAAACAAAACAAAACAUCAACAUCUAAGAACUAAUUUAAAUAAAAUAAACUAAAGAAAUAAAACAAAUUUAAAUCUCCAACUGAAUCUAUAUAUUUAAUUUAAAAAAAUUCAAGAAUCAGGAAAAAUAAAUUAAAAAGCUCCAUCAUUAAUCAUCAAGAUUGAACAGCAAAACGUGAUUUAAAUAAAAGUGAUAAAAAAUAAAAUAAACAAAAGUUUAAGGUAAUUACGGGGUGGUGGUUUACCUUUGUCACAAUUGAGGACGGACAAUAAAUUUAAUUCAAAAACUAAUAGAGAGAUGAUCACCCCGGAGGCAGUGGAGUUAUCAAAAUUAAAAGGUUCAUGGUGUAGAUUGGUGCUCAGGGAAUGAGGAAUCCGGGCCUACGUUUAGUCGGGCUUACGACGUCACCAAGUGGUGGCGGCGUAUUUGGCACACGGGCCGAGGAGGAGUUGCGACAUUGGCUUGAAUCACGCUUGGAUGCAUUGGGUAUAGACCCGGUUGCGUACUCGCGUUUUGUACUUAGCCUUCUACGUCGUCCCCCCGACUCGGCCCUGAGUCCUCUCGACGAAGACAUUGACUUUGCUGUCGUAAAUAAUCGUGCUACUGCUGGCGGAGGAAGUAGUACUGGAGCACGUCGACAUUUAAAUUAUCGUGUCAGACCAAGGGCCCGGAUAUCUGGUGAUCGUGAUCAGCGACGUGCUGUUGUUCAAUGUCUUACAAAUGCUGCUGAUCAGAAAUGUGGAGUCGAACCAUUGGUUGAUGAAUUGUGUGCAAAAUUACGCAAUCUCGAAGGUAGCAGUGGGUCUACAAAUGAUACUAGUGACACUGAAAAAGAAGAAAGUAAAAGAAAAAAUCUAGAAAGUGUUAAUAAUAUUAAAUUUGAGACCUUAACACCUCGUGAUAAAGCGUUAAGAUAUUACGCAGCUUUUCCAGCCUUACAGCCUGCCACCCCAAAGAAAAAUAAUAAUAAUAAUAAUAAUAGUAGUAAUAAUAAUAAUAAUAAUAAUAAUAAUAAUAAUAAUAAUAAUAAUAAUAAUAAUAACAAUAUUAAUAACAAUAAUAAUAAAAAUAACAAUAAUAAUCACAAGAAAGAUAAAACCUACAGUGCCACCAAUACGAUUAAUAAUUUGAAUAAAAAAAAUUUCAAUAAUAAAAAUAAAAAGAACGAAAAAAAAAGAAAACCUAAAAUGUCCAUUAGAACAAUUGAUCGUAAAGAAGAUAAAGAAACAUUUAGAUUCGCAAAAUCAAUGGAGCGUGAACGUGACAAGGAACGUGAAUUAGAAAUGGAUAAAAUAAAAUUGGCACAGCUGCAAGCUAAAUUUGAUGAAAGUCUUGAGGCACUUUGGGAUAGUGGACCGGGUAAUGCUGGUGAUACUGCGUCAAUAUGGGCAGCUCCAUCAUUAUCAAUACCAUCGGGUCCAUUGUGGCCCGUUGAUCCAACAGAAUUAUUGAUAUUACCCAUUAUUAAUGAUGACGAUGAUGACGAUGAUAAUGGCAUUGCUGAUCAUGAUGAUAACAAUAGUAUCAUGAGUUGCAAAAAAGUAAUAAAUAGUUAUAAUAAUACAUCAUAUUAUUAUGACAAUAAUUAUCAUCACCAUAAUAAUGAUGAUGAUGGUACUAUUGUUGAUGAAACUAUUAUUCCAUGGGACAUUGGUAUUAUUGGUGUUAGUAAAUUUAUUGAUGAUUCUAAAGAUAAAAUUGAUUAUAAUUUAAAUUGGUCUGAUUAUGGGGGCGAUGGACCAUGGAAUUGGAAAGAUCUUGGCAAUAAUUUGAUAACAAUUGAUAAUCCCAAAAUAAAUUCAUUCUAUUCAUCUCCGCACGAUGAUAUUAAUUUAAUAAUAAAACAACAACGACAACAACAACAGAACUAUCAACAAUAUGAUUACAAAGAAAAAUUAAAUAAUUUAAAAAAUGAAAUUGAUGUCGAUGUUAAAAUUAAUAAUGACGCUAAUAAUGUUGUCGGUGUUGUUAAUAAUGAUGCUGGUGGUCAUAAGAUUGAGGAUGUUAAAAUAAAUAAUGAGCAAGAACAAAAACAAAAAGUUGACAAUGAAAAUAAAGUUAUUCAAGUUAUUGGAAAUAAAGAACAAUUAGGAAUUGAUAUUAAAAAUAAAGAUGAUGCUGGUAAAAUAGACAAAGUUAAAGAAGAAAAAAAAGAAGAGCAAGAAGAAGAAGAAGAAGAUUUAUUGACAUCAGCGCGUACUCAUUUUCGUCCAAUAAAAGACGAUGGUAAUUGGGCUGAUGGUACAACAUUUCCUGUCAAUAAUAAUUAUGAAUUAGUUAAUUAUCGUCGUUCAUCAUCUGGUAAUAUAUUAUAUCUACCAAAUGAUGAUAAUCCAUACAUGGAAUAUCAUGAAACAAUAAUAACACCAUCAGUAUCAUCAUCAGGAGCAACUCGUACCACUGAUGGAGAUCAAGAAACAGCAGUUAAAAAUUUUACAUUAAAAUUUCGUGUUAAACAGUGUGAUAAAUCAAUACAAACCGAUCCCAUUAGAUCACCAGUUAAACGUCGGAUUAUUGCUGAGACUAAUCAUCAUUUUUAUUAUACUAAAUUGAUACAUGAUCACGACGACGACGACGACGAUGAUGAUGAUGAUGAUGAUGAUGAUGAUGAUGAUGACGAUGAAGAGGAUGAUGAUAAUAAUACUGAUAAUAAUGAUGAUGAUAAUGAUAAUAUAUUAACAAAAGAAUCUUAUGAUACUGAGAAAGAUUCUUUUAUGUUAGACCGGAAGCAUUGGAUUCAACCAAGUUUAUCAAUUCUUAACGAUAGAAAACGGAGACACAGCAGUAGUUUCAAUUGUCGUCCAUUGGCAGCUUUACGCCCAUUGACACUUUAAAAAAAAUAAAAUCAUCAGCAAAUGGAUUAAACCAUCAGCUUCUUCAAAUCACGUGGAGGAUAAUUAUAUUUGAACCCAAAUAUUAAUUAACAUAAAUAAAAAAGAAAGAAUUAAUCAAUACUUUAAACAACAGCAUAAAGAUAAGUACCGCAAAAGUCUACAUAAAUAUUAUUUAUCAAUACAAUGUAGUAUGAUCAAUCGAUUUAGUGAUCAUCUAAUGAUCAACCGAUCGGAGUAGUUAAUUAAUAAUUUAAAAAAAAUAAAUAAAUAAUAAAAUAAAAGCAUAGUAAGGGAGUCCUCUUGGCAUGUGGAAUUUGUUAUGCAUGAAAGGAGGCACAGCUAGCUCCCUUGCAUAAUUAUUUAAAUUAACUAAAUUUAUUUAAAACAAAGAAAAAUUUUUUAAAAAAUACAACUGUCUCUGAUAAUUAAUUAAUUAAAUAUCGUGUAAAAAAAUCAAUUAAUUAAUUAAUGAAAAUAAAAAAAAAGCUUUAAACGUCGUAGUGAUAGAGAAAAAAUUGAAUUAAUUAAUUACAAAUAACGUAAUUGUUAGAUUAAAAAUUAUUUAUUAAUAAAUUAUUUGAGAGAGCUUGUAAUAAUUAACUGAAUAAUUUGUUUUUUAUUAAUUAAUUAAUUGAUAAUUGUUUAAUUGAUUAUUUAUUUAAAAGGCGGGAAAAUCAAAUAUUUGAAAAUACCUUUUGAAUAAAAUAACGAGACAGUAAAAAAAAGUAAUAGACGGAAAGAAAGUUAUUAAUAUUAUUCCGAUUAUUAAUUAUUAUUAUUAUUAAUUUAAUUAUUAUUAGUGAGCCCUUAAAUAAAAAAAAAAAAUUUUUAAACAACGAUGUGCGUUAAUAACAAGAAAAUACAAAAAAAAUAAAAAAAAAAACAAAAUAAUGAAAAAAUAAAAAAAAAUAACAUAUUGAAUAAUAAACAAAGAAAUAUAUAUGCAACCUCACCUCAAUAUUUUUUUCGUCGGAAAUAAUAAAACAUAGUUGAAUAAUAUAUUAAAUAUAUAAAUAAUGAGGUGACUAUUUGAGAUGUGGAUUUUUUUUUCGAGUGUUUAUGUUAUCCUGUCUAGUUAAUUUUUUUUUUAAGUUUCAAUAUUAAUCAAUAAAUAAUUAACUUUCUAUGAUAAAUAUUAAUUUUUAAAAUAUCAAUAAGUCAAUUUUAAAUUAUUCUGUUGAGUUUUAUUUUUUAACAAUAAUGCUGAUUAAAAAAAUGAAUUAAAUUAUAAUUAACGAGAUAAAUUAUCAAAAUAUUUAAUUUCGUCGAAAUUUUUUAAUUUAUGAUUAAAAUUUUUUUAAAAUUAUUAACUUUCUGUUGUUAAUUAAAUUAAUAGAAUUCUAG